GUGUUGACUUUCUUCUCAAACACUUGUGAUGGAAGGCUUAUUGAUUCAUGGACCUGGACAUUCCCUCCCCGUGUGGACACAAAAGGCUUUGUUUGGUUAAAUUGGGUUUGCAUGAAAAGACAGAGGAAUGGGAAUGGAAACAAAAGCCCUGCAAGUUUCGACUCAGACUCAGAGUGAGGAUCUCAGACUGGCCCCAUCUCUUUAGAGGAAAAACUUGUGUCUGCUGCAUCAUUAUCACAAGGAUAUAGACCUACAAAAUGUGGAACACUGACCAGUCUGGAUUAAAGCUGGAUUAAAACAUCAACAGAAAAAGAUGGAGCAGUAUCUGGUGUAUGAAAAAAUGUAAAGAGUCCAGAUUAUCACUAUGGAUACAUUAAGAAACAACAAAAAUCCAUGGGUGCUUUAUGAGACAGAAGUGCCACACAGCAGGUUUUGUGAUCCAGCAUGUGGAGUCAGUCCUGCAGAGAAACUGAGCCCAGAGCACAUGCAGCGCCUGAGAAAUGCAUUUACUGGUGCAAAAGCUGGAGUACAAAUACAGGAAGACAGGCCAAACGGAAGGAGCACAAGUAACAGAGGAGCAAAUAAAGAACAUGGGAUGAAUCUUGAGGAGUUUCGGGACAUUCUGAGGUCUGUGAUUGGUCCAGAUUUUGAGGACACAUGGGCUGAGAGAUUCUUUUCUGAGGUAGAUAUCAGUUGUACAGGACAGGUGAAGUGGCAACAGUUGUGUUCCUACCUGCUUCUAGAGUACACUGAGAGAGAACGCGCCUCCAUCCCUGCAGCUGCUCUCCUGGACUCCCAGCCACAGAUCAGACACUGCUCUCACAACAAGCGGGAGCCAACAGUGCGUGUGGUUGCUGUUUCCCAUCCUCCUCCACUCCGCUAUAUUAGUGUCAGUAAAGGGGGUCAGAUCACUGUCUGGAACAGCAGCCUACACAUCCUCAAAACUGUGGGGCUUGCCGGCGACCCAACAGAGGAAGUGGCCAACACGAGGAGGUUCAGAGGCUGGACCACGGAUGCUGUGUAUAUGGGAAAUGUUCACAGGGUUGCCAUAGCGACCGACUGCAGGGACUUGCACUUUGUCAAUGUCUCUACAACAAGUGUAUUUGAGGAUGUCCACUUGUUUGGAUUCCGUAGUGUCCUGACUGCUCUCUGUUACUGGUAUGAUGUCCAGUGUCCAGAGCGCCCUCCUCUGCUGCUACUGGGGGAUGAAAAAGGAGGCGUCCACCUCAUGAGGUUCUUGAACCACUCUAAAGGUCUUUUUAAGAACCCAUCAAAGAAAGACAAAGGCCUACAGAGGAUCUUUUUCCCAGACCUCAGUGAACAUAGCAGCAUGGUCUCCUACCAUCACAUCCCAAACAUCCAUCAGAAACCAGUCACCAGAGUGAUGUAUGAGUCCAGUACCAAUAUCAUCAUGACAUCAUCAGAAAGUGACAGCACCUCUGUGGUCUUUAUGACAGUGACAGUAAAGCGGGAGCCUUACAUUAUAAAAAUUAAGCAGGGGGUCAAAUGUUUUGACUACAAUGCAUCUUUGCAGCUGAUUGUCACGGGAGGUUGUGACCGAGCAGUCAGGCUGUGGACUCUAUAUGUGACCACACAUCCUGCAGCUACACUGCUAGGUCACCACACCAGCAUACUGGAUGUUGCAAUCUACCAACCUGUUCAGCAGAUCUUCAGCUACUCCAGAGAUGCGGAGCUGAGGGUUUGGGACAUUUCCACCCAUCACUGUCUGAAAACUGUCCGCCUGCGGUUCCCCUGCCUGCAGCCAGCCCAAAUACCAGAACAUGGCAACUUCCCUUUCCUGUUACUGAGCCCUUCUUUUCUUGAACACACACAGCCUCAUUUAGUGGUGGGAUGCAAAGAUUACCUGGCACUGGUCAAUCUUGCUCAAACAAGAAGAGGAGGGGGUGGAUGGUUGCCAGAUGAAGGAAGUGAAUUUGGACCAGAAAUUCCAAGUGGUCCUGCUCUCUCCUGUGCUCUGUACAACCCCACUCUGAGACAGGUGGUGACUGGACAUACCAACUCAUCUGUGUCGCUGUGGGAUGUAGAGACAGGGAAGAGGAGGCUUCAGAUCUUAAAUGCUCAUGGGGAAGAUGAAUUGACCUGCAUGACACUAGACUCCACCCACAGACGACUGAUCACUGGGGCUCGUAAUGGCACCAUUAAGGUAUGGAACUUACUAAAUGGCCUGAAUCUGCACAAACUGGAACCUGUCACCAACACUGAAGUCACCGGGGUGACAUGUCUUUGUGACAACCAGCUGCUGGCUGUGGGGUGGAGCCAGCAAAUUGCUCAGUAUGACAUUGCAGGUGCCAAGGAUCUGUAUGUGAGAGCACACAUGUCGUGGAAGUCCAGCGGUGUCCACAAAUCAGACAUCCUGGCUGUCUGUCAGUGCUCAGUUCUGGGCGUCAUUGCCACAGCAAGUCAUGAUGGAAAGGUUGUUAUCUGGAGGCUGGAGACACAAGGACCACUGGUCCAGCUACAGAGAGAGAUCCAGGCAGGAGACAUGCCUCCUGUAGACAGCCUCUUGUUCCUGCAGCACCGAGCGGGCAACAGAAAGUUGAGAAACAGAGGUGUCCUGGUGUCAUCGCAGGCUGGCUGUCUGUCCUUUUGGAGCAUCACUGGACAGACUUCCACUUACGGUCAGUUCUAUGCUCCAGAGCAGCCAGAGGAGCGUGUGCUGAGCCUGAGCUCAGAUCAGCCUGAAAACAAAGUCCUGGUCUCAGGUGACACAACAGGCUGGCUUCAGAUCUGGGACAUCUCUCACUAUGCAGUGGACAUCCAACACAGGUCAUUCUGUGAGCAGCCUCCUCUGCUACAGCGCUGGAAGGCUCAUACGAGAGGGUUAGUAAGUGUGGAAGUGCUCAGGGUGGCUGACAGACUGCUUGUCCUCACAGCCUCAUCCGAUGGCUCUGCUGGACUGUGGACAGAGGGCGGCGAUCAUGUGGGCUUUUUUGGACAGGAUGUGAGGUGGGACAUCACCGACCCAGCUACUUACCAGAGGGAGACACAGAACAACCUGAGAGAAGACAUGUACGAGGAAGGGAGGACUGAAAGUGCCAAAGUGGGAGUUAGUGAGGUCAAAAGUCAAGAACCAGAUCCACCAAACAGAUGUCAAACUUCACAGGAAGAAUACUGUUGUGAAGCUUCAUCCACCAGCCCUGCAGAGAAUGAACACGAGCAACCUCAGCAGCCCAUGUAUCUGUGUGAGGACUCUUCGUGUCAUGAGAGGAGACGCCUGUGUGAUGACAUCGACUACCGUAAUCACUGUUGAUUGGCUGAGUUUGCCCCAUCACAGUCUGGUCCUCCAGGUGAUUUUGGUACUGAUUACUCAAUCCUUUCCCUUCUUGUGUGAUGAACACCUGAUCUUUGUAUUCUAUUGAAGCCCAGUGACUGUAAUAACUAAUACAUCCUCCAAGUAUUUAGUCUUUUUUCAUUGCAAAAAUGAAGCAGCUUAACAUCUUGGAAAAUGUACAUUUUCCCCUCUUUGGUAAUGUGACUUUCUCACUUUCACUCUCAAGCUUUGACCCUCUUUGCUUUAUUUUUAAUGUAUUUUGUAAAUCCUAAAGGGAGUGUUUAUUGUCUUCGGUGGUAGUCUAGGCCUGUGAAUAUCCAGCCAGCACAGAAAGACUAUAAAAGGCUCACUCAGUUCUGGUAGAAUGUGGCGGUGUGGUUCCACUUCCUUUUGGUUCAGCGCUGUGGCUGCAGAGCUCCAGUCGGGUCAAAGCUGCCCAAAAGAACGUGAAUGAUGGGAAGGGACAAUGAAAGAGGAAUCAAAGCAGCAGAAGAGGGAUACUGCCAUUUUAUUUCAGUUCCAAAUGGUGGGAACAAGCCUGAUUUCUUUUAUGUGCAAGUUGGCCUGGAUGUCUUUUCCACUUCUUUCUUUAUUGUUUUCUUUCUUUUGAUGUGUCCUUCAUCCUCUCUCUGUCUCAUUCUCCCAGCUGUUACCUUGUCCCUUUAUGUUUGUGGCCUGGAUGUGGAAGAGGCUUCUCCUCUAUCCAUUACAUGAGAACUGACUGCUGAGAGGUCAGAGACUGAUGUUUUAGAUGCUUUCUGGAGAAAGAAUGUCAGAAAUGCCUUCAUAAUGCUGCUCUGUCAGCUCCGCUGAAUAUUUAUGAAAAUAGUUUUUUGAACUUCAAGCUGAAAAGUCUGUUCUUCACUUUUCUCUGUUUUAAAAUUCAUAUUUCUUUUCCAGGAGACACAUGUACUGAGGAUUUAUGCACAAUCUCCUAGGUGCGGUAUCAGACUGGGAACACAAAGCUCACAGCAUCUGGAAGGAAAAGUGAGCUACAUACAGAAUCUGUCCAGUUCGAUACGAACUAAAAUACAGACAUCAACUCAGUUUCCUGAUGUUUGGUCCAUCGUACUGAUUCCAUAUCUUCUUUAAAGCAAUAGAUUUGAUAUUUUGGGAAAUACACCAUACACUGAGAUUUAGAUAAGAAGAUUGAUACCUGCAGAUUAGCUUUGCAGAGUAAAUACGAGCUACAGCCAGCAGCUGCUUAGCAUAGCUUAGCAUUAAACCUGGAAACAGGGUUGAACACCUCUAAAACUCCAUUAUUAACACAUUCAAUUUUGUUUGUUUAAACCUUAAAAAAGACUGAGUGUUGUUUCCACCCUAGCUCCUGCUAACCAGCUGCUUUCUAUUUAAUAGACAUGAGUUAUUGGUCUUAUUUAACUCUGUGCACGCAAGCAAGGGUGUUUUCUAAAUGGCAAACUUCUGCUUUGAAAUCAUUUUAUUAGGCCAUGCUUUCUUUGCAUUUGUGCAGCAGCAGUUUCACAUUACCCAGACUGUUGUAGUGCUUUUAUCAGCAGAGUGAAAUUUCCUGAUAUUUGAGACUUCUGGGUCAUUCAGACAGACAGACAGACAGCUCAACACGAGCUACCCUGUACUUAUCACCACAACUCUGCUGAAUUGCAAUUGGUGAUGCAAGACUCAGUGCCCGAUUUUGUUUGUUUUCUUUCCAUAUCUGAUUUUUCUUUCUUUCACUUCUAUUUGCCUGCUCAUCCCUAAAAAAAAAAGGUUAUUUUAAGCACCGGUCUGGAUGUUUUAGUGGGGGAGGAAGUGAGCAUAGAGUCUUUUCUCAAGUUCUCGGGCAUAAAUACAAACAGACAGAGCUGGGACAAACCAUCUAAAUCAUUUAGAGUGCUUUUUUGACAACACAGUCUUACCGAAUUCCACUAAAUGCAUUAUGUUGUCGCAAAUGUCUUGUAUCUGCUCAUGAACACACUCAGUGGUUUCUUUAUAAGUGAUUACAUUUUCAACUAAAAGUACUUUUCUCAUGUGCAGUGGAAUAAAAAAUAAAUAACAUUCAAGCAUUUCUCAGUUUGUUGUCACUAAGGGUCUAC
Molecule: messenger RNA, 5343 nt
Organism: Monopterus albus (swamp eel)
Lineage: Eukaryota; Metazoa; Chordata; Actinopteri; Synbranchiformes; Synbranchidae
Product: WD repeat-containing protein 49
Exons: 18
Coding region: 365-3271 (968 amino acids)
Molecular function (GO): protein binding
Source: RefSeq, a predicted model, not a curated record